Argiope bruennichi is the source of this 4645-nucleotide messenger RNA. RefSeq names its product forkhead box protein N3-like. Gene Ontology annotation, molecular function: cis-regulatory region sequence-specific DNA binding; DNA-binding transcription factor activity. The transcript is spliced from 9 exons. Gene Ontology annotation, biological process: regulation of DNA-templated transcription. NCBI's taxonomy places the organism in Eukaryota, Metazoa, Arthropoda, Arachnida, Araneae, Araneidae. The record is from RefSeq and is a predicted model, not a curated record. Gene Ontology annotation, cellular component: nucleus. Bases 343 to 1650 code for a protein of 435 amino acids.
UUUCCGGGUGGUGCGUGUUUCGCGAUCUAAGAUGGAAGUGUUUAUGUUAACUUUACAAUAUUAGUAUCUUUUAUUUAAUUUAAUUUGAUACCAAUUUCGUUAAAUGCUAAAGUAUUAUUAGAAUCUGAACCUGUUGAAAGUUACUUACUGUAUAAUUUAGUUACACAUACCAUCUAUUCUUUUGAUUUGAUUGUCCACACUAUGUAAAAGACUUCUCGCAAUUAUCAUUUACCAGUCAUGGAGGAAGUUUGGUCUCAAAAAGCCCCUGAAUAAUUAGAUUUUAUUAAAUGAUGCUUUUUGUAAAACUUAAGUAAUUGAGAACAAAGUUUUUUGUGUACUUUCAUGGCUGUUGAAGAACAUUCUGAUGAAGAAAAAGCCAUUUUUGCCAUGACCACAAACUUCAAACAUGGCCAGAAUGGAUCCCUUGCUGUAAGGACAACUUCAUCAUCACCAACAGUGUUUUUCACCGCCAAUCCUGAAAAAGAGUCCACUGGUGUGGAUGAUGACGAACUCACCAGCCUCGCCUGGCUACAAGACACCAAUUUGCUCAAGAACUUCCAAAUGGGCUCCUACGGAAUCGAAGGUGAGGAAGUGCUUAGUGACAGUCCGUCAAGCGACUACUUGGAUGAAACAGCAGAACAUGUCACAGUGGCCGGGGACGAAGGGGAGCAGAACGUGGAACCUCUGCCUGCCCAUUCUCCCUACAACCCGACUUUGCACGCCAAUUCGAAACCCCCCUUUUCUUUCAGCUGUCUCAUCUUCAUGGCAAUCGAGGACUCUAUCAACAAAGCAUUGCCCGUGAAAGAUAUUUAUAAUUGGAUUUUAACUCAUUUCCCGUAUUUCCAAAAUGCGCCGACUGGAUGGAAAAACUCUGUUCGGCACAAUUUGUCUCUCAGCAAGUGCUUUCGUAAAGUGGAAAAGGAAAAAGGGCAGAAUGUGGGGAAAGGAUCAUUGUGGUGUAUUGAUCCAGAGUUCCGUCCCAAUCUUUUACAAGCCUUACAGAAAGCUCCAAGUAUGGCAAACUUAGAGUUCAGUCACUUUUCUUAUUUGUCUCCAGCCUACUGCCAAAAUGGGAGGACAGAAAGUGAAGUGAAGCCCUGUCUUUUAGUGUCUUCUCAAGAAGCAAUACAGAUUCCUUCUCCUGAGCUUUUUCCAUUUCUGUCCCGUCGUCUUGCAAGCAGUAUGAAAGAUCCUGAGGUAGAUGCUGCUGCCACCAUGCUCACUUUAAAAAAUGGCCCUAACCUUUCACUACACAAUAUGAGUGAUGAAUCUGAAAAUGAUUCCAUUCAAUGCUCUCAAUGGUUCCCAAGAAAAAGAUUGCGCCUGAAGCCAACAUCUCAUGGGGCAAAAAAGCCUAAGGUAAAGCCCAUUAUCAUAACCAGCCCUAGCGAAGACCACACCUACAGUGCCUCUUUGGAUCUGCCUGUCUCCAGCCCAAAAGCGUGCAAUACAGUGAACAAGGAUGAAGUGCAUUGGUCAAACGAGAAGAGCACUCAUGAGGGGAACAUCUCAGCUAAUGGAAAUCAUGCUCCAAAAUCAAUCUCUGUUCUGAGGAAGAAUGCCGAGGAGGAAGGGGCACAUGCCCUCAUGAAUUUGGCUGAAAUUGCCUCCAAAAGGCUGUUGAAGAAAACAAAUAGCAAAACCUCCUGAAUAAGAAUUAUGUUGCUUGAACAUAUAUAACACAAUGCUACAAUCAUACAUAAGAUAUUUUUACUCCUUACUUUUGAAUUCUGAUUGAAGAAUUGUGUUUCUUUUGCUUAUAUUUUUCAGUUUAAUGUUUAGUGCUUGUGUUUUCUUUUGAAUCAAUUACUCUCAGCUCUAGUUGACCACUGCACUGGGUGAUCUGAAAUGUCAGAUAUUAAUGUUGUAUGAGAAAUGGUUGUCAAAAUUGAUGGCAUUUUUUAGGCCAACCAUUCACAACUUUCCAUGCUGUCAAAUGACACAGUUCUGGUAUGUUUUACGCCAUUUUAUAGCUUAGUUAUUAACAAGGAUACUAAUGACCAUACCAUUCUUUCUGAACCUCUUACAAAAAGUCUACAGCCCCCUUUCCCCACAUACCUAUUUGCCAUGAGAUUUUCGCAUUUAUGGAAAACCUGACAACAUCUACUACAAAUGAAGGACACUGGUAAAAUAUUUGGCAAACCAUCCCAUAUAUUGCCAGUCAUAUCUGGUUUCCAGUACUGUGGCAUUUGCAUGGCAUAGAGUGAUCAUUAAUGGCUGGCUUUUUUCCACAUUGGUGUAAUUUUUUUGUGGAGACUUUAUGGCUGACCCAUUUUUCUGUUGAUGUGAAAGAAAAGAAAAGUGAAAUUGUAAACUUUCAGUUUGUGCAAAUUCAUUUCUUAGCUUUUUGUUUGCUAUGUAACAUUGUUUGUUAAUGAACAGUAUAUAAACUUAUUUGCUAAAUUAACAAUUUACAAUCGAGACUAUUCUGAUUUUAUAAUUUUAUUCAUUUUCAGCAACUGAAUAAGCAUAACUUUUAUGAAUGUCAUCAAUUUUGGCAAUGAUGGUUGUUUUCUUAACCAUGUUAAAAAGUAUUUUAUGUGCAUAAACAUUAUGCUUUUGCAAUCAGAGUGCUUUGCUCAUUUUUUAAGAAAAAGGCUCAAACCAUAAAGAGGAAUUGAAAAGAGUUUGGUCUGACAGAUUCCAUUGUACUUAGUUUGAGUUGUGACAGUACAUCAUGUGUAUACAUUUGACUAUACAUCAAAUAGUGCCUGUUUUCUCCUAUAAACUUCAUGUAAUAUACUGUUGGAUACUGAUGUUGACUUUGUGAGAUGGUUAUUUCAUUUAGCCUAUUGAGAAUUGAUAUGACUUUUUCAUCCUUUAUUUCUUUAGAAAGUAUUGUAGAUUUAUGUCUAGUGUUUAUAUCUUAUUUUAAUGUGUACAAAAAAUCAUUUAUUUCCUUGUGUCUUGUUUAAGAUUUGAUUGAUAGUUAUAGAAAAUAUUUAAUGGCAAGUCUCUUUUUUUUUUCUAUUAAUUAUAUGUUUUAUAAUAUAGCAUUUAAAAAUACAAAACUGGUUAUAAUGCCUUAAAUGAGAAGUUUAUUAUUUGCUGGUUGAAAAUCAGUUUGUUAUUUGUUAAAGAAAUGCCCAGUUGGGAAAGUGUGAUGCAAAUUGUAUGUGUGAAAGUAACAGAAUAUAUGUAUGUGGAAAAAAAUCAUCAAACUUGUGCCAAAUUUCUGAGAGGUUUAUGAAGUAUAUGCAAUAGUUAUCACUUAUUAUUUUGAAUGAAAAAAUUUUCUGCAGUAGAAAUUUAGUUGUUUAAGAUCUUACAUUAUAACAGCAUCUUCUUUGCAAGUGCUGGAACAGAAAAUUUUGUCCUAUAAAAUUGACGCCUUAUUCUUUUUUAAAAAUCUGUUUUGUAAAGUUAUUAGUUAUUGUCAUAAUAUGUUUAUCUGUUUCUUGAUUGUUAGCAUGGUCAUAUUUAUUUACUCUGCACCAAAUUAAAUUAAUGAAAUGAAUUUUGCUUCAUUGAUAGUCAUUACUUGGCUUUCUAUAUGGGCAUUCUUAAUUAUGUUAUAUGAAAUUAUCUCUGUAAAUGAAUUUUGUUGUAUUGACAGUCAUUUACUUUAUAUUAAAAUUAGCUCUUUAAUGAUAUGAAAACAAUCAAAAAAUGUUUUGAUAAUCAUUUUUUGAAUGUCAUCUUCAGCAUUGUUAAUUUAUUGUAUAUUAAAAUUAACUCUAAAAAUGAAUUUUACAUUGAUAACCAUUGUUUAUCUGUCAGUAUAGAUAUUGUUUAUUUAUUCUAUGUUUGACUUCUCUGUGCAUGAAUUUUCUUGUUGCUUAUGAUGAUUAAUUCUUUGUCGGGAUAACAAAACUAUCAAAAGAUAAAUAGUUUAAUUUUGAAAUUUCAUCAUUCUUAAGAAAAAUACAAUUCAGAAAUCAGCAUGAAAGAAAAUAAGUCUAACAGUACUUUCAUCAUUCUCAUCAAUACCUUUAAAAGAACUUACUACAGCUCUAAAGCUUAUUUCUCAUUAAAAAUUGUUCAGGAUUCUUCAUGCUUAUCUAUAAUGUUCUUCAUGCUUAUCUAUAGUUUGUAAUUAAAAUCAUUGACUUGGAAGGAGUAAAAAAAUAGUCAUAUGUAUAUAGAAUUAUUAUAAUUACAGAAUAAAUAAUUCUUAGAUAAUUGCUCAUUCAUUUUAUUCUUCCCCAAGUAAUACAAAAUUAUCCAACAAUGGUGUACAUUUUAUGAUACUUGAGUUUUAACUAUGAUAGUUGAGUUUAAAAGGAUACUGAAUUUCACUGCAGAAAAUCUUUCUUGAAUGAAUGCACUUGUACAGCACAUUUCAAACAACUAUUUUUUAAUGGACUAUUCCUUUAGAAUUAAAAGUGCCCUUGCCCUGUGUAAAGUAUUACUUAUUUCAUAAUAGGUAUAUUACAGUUUUAGACAGAAAUGAGUUUCAAAUAUCCAGUUUUGUAUUUUUUUUUUUUUAAAUGUGCACUGAUUAUUUAAUACACUUAUCAUUUUUCAUUCCUUAUAUAAUGUUAAUGUUGUACAUUGAAAAAUUGUAUAGUAAAUGUAAUUCAAUUACUGCUCAAAAUUUAUAGGAUUGAAAUCUAUUAGAAUCUCACCUUUUCUCAAUCAGAUUUUUAACAGUCAAGUAUUUUUAUUUAUUUUUCGUUAAGUUUUUCAUAUUUCUGCUGUCUUC